AGGAGGUCGGGGAGGAUUGUGAGGUGAUCUCCCAAAUAAUAGGUUGCCACUGUUGCUAGGUUGAGGAGUGGGCCAGGGACGUACGUUCUGAACGGCGGACGCACUCUUGGCCUUCAACCCCGGGGCGGAUACUGAAGUCCUGCUGGAGGGGAGUGUGGUGUCAGUGGUCAGUGUCGAGCGAUUGGUGGCGAAGUUUGCAAUGGUCUGUGCAUACAGAAGAGCUGCAGGGUUGUGAAUAGGUUUUGCGAUCGUGAUGUUACCUGUCCAACCCGCAGUCUGUUUGGGCAUGUGCCGGUGGGGCGGCGGGCGGCGGCGGAGGCGGUGGAAGUGAGAGUUUCUGAGCUUGUUCCAGCGGCGGCGGGAGUGGAACUGCUUGCUGUCUCUCGGGGUGUAAUGUCGCCUCCGCUCUGGUGAGAUCGUGCGGCUGCUCCGGGAAGUCAAUUUCUGCUUUGGCACUGUGUCCCGGCGAGUGGAUUUGUUGCUUGGAUGGCCCCCGUCCUGUGGUGUAGUCUUCGUGUUUGGCCUUGUCCGUCGGGGAAAAUGUCGGCCCGUCAUCUGCUCUUGUAAUGGCCUGUGUCAGGGUUGCAAUUUCUGGUUCGGUAGUGUUUCGCACUGAUGGACGUCUCUGAUUCCGUGAUUGGUUCCCGGGAGUCCAGUCUCCGUCUUGGGUCUCUUCCUUCCAGGCCGGGCAAUGUGCUGUCCAUCCUGAGAUGGUCUUGCGGUCUUCGAUCCGAUGGUCGUGCGGUGUCGAGUCGAAGGAUGCUGUGGUUGCUUACCUGGCGGUGAUGUGGAUGAUAGCUGCACAGCGAAGCCGAUGAUGACGCGGAUGGUCAUGGUCAAUCUCACCCGUAUGCAGUGGCGGAUCUACCAUAGGAGGGGCAUAGUCACGCUGGACUUCUUUUACUUAUUUCUGGACGUAAUUGCGGUCGGAUACGUCCCGGUUCGGCUGUAACUGCUGCGGUCAGAUACAUUUAAUUUAGAGCUAGUGUGAGUACGUCCUCUGAUUGCGACUUGAAUCGGAUGUGGAAGUUUGUUCAUCCGGAUCCCUGGUGCUGUGAUACAUCUCAAAACAUCGCUUCUCCAGUGAAGCAACGUGAUUUUCAGCUUUUUAAUUCUUGUCUGACUGAACCUGGCUCGGAUAUCGGUCUUCUUCCAUUCUGCUUAACUGCAUGAUUUGCUGAUGUAAGUGGUCAACCAGUCCGUCCUGAUUCUUCAGUGCAUACGGAUCGUCUGGCUUGCAUUUGGGUGCCAGUCGACUCGGAGACAUAGGAGGAGGAGGAGGAGGAGGAGGAGGAGGAUCUGGUUUGUGUUGUCGGUGUUAUGUCUGUCCCAUAGCAAUCUGGUAAGAAGAGGGGUGUGGGCAUGCGUGUUCAAAACGGUGAGUUACUUUCACUCACCAUCUCUCUCGUUCUCAGACCUUCUUUGAUUAAAUGGGUUAGCGAUUUAACCCAUGUAAUCGAAUGGGUUAUCAAUUUAACAUAGAACACAUGCUUCUCUCUUCUUCUUCUUCUUCUUCUUCUUCUUCUUCUUCUUCUUCUUCUUCUUCUUCUUCUUCUUCUUCUUCUUCUUCUUCUUCUUCUUCUUCUUCGUUCUUCUUUCUCUUCUUCUUCUUCUUCUUCUUCUUCUUCUUCUUCUUCUUCUUCUUCUUCUUCUUCUUCCUUCAAUGGGUGACUAAUGUUGAUGAUGUACGUAUCUCAUAAUAAUUUCUUGAUAUAUGUAUCUCAUAAUACUUUCACGACUGAUCGUAACUUCAUGAAAUGUGAACACAGCGACAUAUACGAGUUGCGUGAUUUGUGAUUUGUUGGUACACUUCUUGAAAAACAGACGACACUGGAAAAUGAAGAUAUAUUCGGCGAUUGGCGCCGAUUGGCAAUAGAGGAUUUUGCUAGCUUUGUUUGUGUGGAGAAAGAAGCACGGCAUCGGGCUGUCAAGAGCCAUCAUGUGUCGUUUGGGUAUUUUUCUGGCACAGAGACGAUUGAGCGCGGUUGGAGGUGGCUCCUGUUGUGGGGCUGCUGCUGUUGUCAAGGCCUGAAUGGAUGUACGCAGACCGAACGGCGUACCAGAUACGGCUAUAUUAUCCGCGCACGACGGCGUACGUUCUAUUCGAGGGGAAGAUGGUACGGCGUGCCGUGCUGCCAGCUCAAUGAAAAGGGGGAUUAAUCCUGAAGAGGGGUGCGGUGGUGGGGACCGCAUUGUUUUAUGCUAUUCAUUGGGGUGCUUAACCUCUAAAAAGAAACAGUUUGUAGCUUUGCGCCAUUUGCGUGUUAUGGCUUUGGAAUAAAGUCGCUCAGUGAUUGAUGGAAAAGGAAAAGAAGACACCUUUCACUAUAAUAAACUCUUUGGAGUUUGAGCAAUGAACCUUCAGAGACUUG
Messenger RNA from Chara braunii, 2372 nucleotides. Lineage: Eukaryota; Viridiplantae; Streptophyta; Charophyceae; Charales; Characeae. The record is from the annotation of a GenBank genome assembly.